AUAGUACAACCACAACUGGCGUGCUUUAACUGCAGGAAAAGCUCCCUAAAAAAGCCCAUCUCUCUCUCUCUCUCCUCUGAAACACACUGUAAAUAUACACACACUGUACCUCUCCCCCUACUCUUCCUUCCUUCCUUUCUCUCUCCUCUUCCCCAUACAUUUUCUCUCUCUACAUUUCUGGAAAACGUGUGUAAAUAUAAGUAUUUAGGAGGGAAAAAUUAAAACAAAAAUUCACCCCAUUUUUUGCAUCACCCAAACUACAACUGAUCAAUUUUCAUUUUCAUAGCCAUUAUUAUUAUAAUUACAGAAAAAUAUUUAUUUACUAAAAAAGAUCAGAUUUUUAUUUGAUCUUGAAAUCUGGGUCAGAAGAAAAUUUUUCUCCAAAGUUCUGAAAUUUGCAGAGAAGAUUAAUGGUAAAGGCGGCUAAGAGUUAAAUACGUGGUGUUGUGGUUCUGAUAGUGAGAUGGGUUUUGAGGGGACAUGUUAUUUAUUACACCAUAUGUUAAAAGUUAGUAGCAAAAAAUUUAAUUUAAUUUCAUAAAUUACUUUUUUUGGGUGAGAAAAGAAUAGGUUUUUUUUGGGGUUUGGAUAAUUUUAAAGAGAGAUAUUGAGCUGGGUUUUUUGUUUUUGUUUACUGGGUUGAAGUUUUUAGAGAGAGAAAGUAAAAAAGACAGGGGAAAAGAAAAAGGGUUGAAGUUGAACUUAAGCCUUGUUAAGAGAGAGAAAUAAACAGGGGAAAAAAACAGGGGAAAAAAGCAGGGGAUUUGCUUGUGAAAGAGGGUUUAUGUGAACAAUUUUCUGGGUAAAUUUGUUCAUUGAUUUUAAGGGUAGCUAAAACAGACAUUUUUUUGAGAUUGUGAAGAUGAAGUUCAUGAAAUUGGGUUCAAAGCCUGAUGCUUUUCAAUUUGAUGGUAGCACUAUCAGAUAUGUCUCCUCUGACCUUGCCACUGAUGUUGCUGUAACUGUGGGUGAGGUGAAGUUUUACCUUCACAAGUUUCCUCUUCUAUCAAAGAGCAGCCGCCUGCAAAAGCUUAUAGUGAGAGCAGAUGAAGAAAAGAGCGAUGAAAUUCAUUUGCCCGACUUUCCUGGAGGGCCAAAAGCUUUUGAUAUAUGUGCCAAAUUCUGCUAUGGGAUGACUGUUACUCUCAAUGCUUAUAAUGUUGUUGCUGCACGUUGUGCUGCGGAGUACCUUGAGAUGACUGAAGAUGUUGAUCGAGGAAAUCUUAUAUACAAGAUAGAGGUUUUUCUCAAUUCCAGUAUCUUUCGUACUUGGAAAGAUUCAAUCAUUGUGCUUCAAAACUCUAAACCUCUUUUACCAUGGUCUGAAGAUUUGAAGAUUAUUGGGAGAUGCAUAGACUCUAUUGCAUCCAAGACCUCAGUGGACCCUUCGAAAAUCACUUGGUCUUACACACAUAACAGAAAAUUAGCAAUGCAAGACAGAAUCAUCGAGCAUGAGGCAGUUGAAUCAGUUCCCAAAGACUGGUGGGUUGAGGAUUUAUGUGAAUUAGAUAUCAAUCUGUAUAAGCGAGUUUUGAUUGCUAUAAAGUCAAAGGGAAGAAUGGAUGGUUCUGUGAUCGGAGAAGCUCUAAAGAUGUAUGCCAUCAGAUGGUUGCCAGAUUCUCUUGAUGCUUUGGUUUCCGAUGAUCAUAUCCAAAGAAACAAGUCGUUGGUGGAAACAAUCAUAUGCUUGUUACCACCUGAUAGAUCAUUGGGUUGUUCUUGUAGCUUCUUGUUUAAGCUGUUAAAAGUUGCCGUUCUAGUUGAAGCAGAGGUUGCCGCUAGGGAAGACUUGGUGAGAAAAAUUAGCCUGAAACUUGAUCAGGCAACAGUAAAGGACCUCUUAAUCCCAGCAAGGCCUCCCCAACCUACAGUUUAUGAUGUCGAACUGGUUUUGUGCAUUGUGAAAAGAUUCGUGCUGCAAGAAAAAAGCUGUUGGGAACUGAAUAUUUACGAGAACAAUGAGAAGGGCGAGUCAGAGUUAGCUCUAGACCGUGGAUCCUUGUUAAAUGUUGGUGGACUGGUUGAUGCUUAUCUUGCUGAAAUUGCUUCAGAUCCAUGUUUGGCCCCUUCAAGCUUCAUUGAACUGGCGAGAUUGAUACCUGAGUCUGCAAGACCAAUCCAUGAUGGAUUGUACAGGGCUAUUGAUAUGUACUUAAAGGAGCAUCCAGACUUGACUAAAGCGGAGAAGAAGCAAAUAUGCGGGCUAAUGGAUGUUAAGAAGUUUACCAUGGAUGCAUCAACUCAUGCUGCUCAAAACGACCGGCUUCCUCUUCGAGUUGUAGUCCAAGUUUUGUACUUCGAGCAGAUGAGGUCAGCGAGUACAACUCAAUCCCUAAACAGAACUUCCAACAUCACUUCAUCUUCCACACCAAAUGAAGAAGAAGAUUGGGAUCAGAGAACCCUAGAAAGCUGUAAAUCGCUGAGGAAACAGAUUGACAAAGUGAAGAUCGAGGACAAUGAAGAAGUACAAAGAAAUGGGAAAAUGAUGGCCAAGAAAAACAGUAGUAAAAACAGCCGGAGUGGGGCACAGCUUGUUCCUUCUCGAUCAAGGAGGAUAUUCGAUAAGUUAUGGGGUAUGGGUAAGGGGAAUGGGGAGAGCAAGAGCUCAGAGACAAGCGGAAGUUCUCAGUCACCAACUACUUCAUUGGUUCCUGGUGAUACAAAGUCGUCUGGUUCAAGUUCACGACACAGGAGGCAUUCUGUCUCUUAAAGGAAGCGAGGAGAGCUAUUAGAUUUGAUGGUCUAUUAGUGUAUAAAAUGUGGUAGAAUUAACUUCUUUUUUCUGUUGUUGUACUUAGUAGGUUAUGGGUGUAGUGUUUAAGUAAUUAGGGAAGUUGAUGUGAUUUAUCUGCUAACAAAAAGGCGCUAAUUAAGUGCAGAAAAUGUAACCAGUUCCUUUUGUAAGUGUCCUUCAUGCUACUCGACCAACUUAGGUCCUAAUUAAUUAUUGUUUAAUCUAAUAUUUUCUCUUA
Molecule: messenger RNA, 2972 nt
Organism: Chenopodium quinoa (quinoa)
Lineage: Eukaryota; Viridiplantae; Streptophyta; Magnoliopsida; Caryophyllales; Amaranthaceae
Product: BTB/POZ domain-containing protein NPY1-like
Exons: 4
Coding region: 863-2710 (615 amino acids)
Molecular function (GO): protein binding
Source: RefSeq, a predicted model, not a curated record